This is a messenger RNA of Phaedon cochleariae (mustard beetle), 1030 nucleotides long. The record is from the annotation of a GenBank genome assembly. Lineage: Eukaryota; Metazoa; Arthropoda; Insecta; Coleoptera; Chrysomelidae.
GUUCUUGCACGCUGCAGGUCGGGACUCUAAAUACAUUUCAUAGUUUAUCAUUAUCGAUACAAGAACAGAAACUUCAUAAUAGAGUGUGAAUAGGAAAUGGCUACAUUUAGAAAGUUUAUUGAUAUUGGGGCUAACCUAACAGACGCUAUGUAUACAGGGGUCUAUAAUGGCAGCAUGAAACAUGAAUCUGAUAUUCAAGAAGUUCUCAAAAGGAGUUGGGAUGCCGGUCUAUGUAAAAUUAUUUUAACAGGUGGUAAUGUUCAAGAGAGUAAAAAGGCCCUAGAACUUGCCCAAAAUGAGGAUCGGUUGUAUUGUACAGUUGGUUGUCAUCCAACAAGGUGUGGUGAGUUUGAAGAAAAUGGAGAAUCUCCAGCUGGAUAUUUAGAACAGCUGAAAAAUCUGAUAUCAGUAGGAAAAAACAAAGUAGUAGCCCUAGGUGAAUGUGGGUUAGAUUAUGAUAGACUGAAAUUCUGUUCAAAGGAUGUACAGAAAAGAUAUUUUGAGCUACAGUUGACAAUGUGUGAAACUGUUAAUUUGCCUCUCUUCUUACACUGUCGAAAUGCAGCAGAUGAUUUGUAUGAAAUUCUUGUUAAAUAUCCAAAAUUAAGAGGAGUUGUACAUAGCUUUGAUGGCUCAGUAGUAGAAGCAAAACGUUUUAUUGAUCUUGGAUUAUUUAUUGGAUUAAAUGGAUGCUCUUUGAAAACCAAAGAUAAUCUAAGAACAGUUGAAACAUUACCAUCUGAUAGAAUUAUUUUAGAAACAGACUGUCCUUGGUGUGAAAUUAAGCCAUCCCAUGCAGGAUACUGUUUCAUCUCUGAGGAAAAUCGAUCUAUUCCUAGUGUAAAGAAAGAAAAAUGGACACCAAAUAACAUGGUUAAGGGUAGAAAUGAACCUAAUAAUAUCAGGCAAGUCCUUGAUAUUGUCGCAGGAGUCAGAAAUGAAGAUACCAGUAUUUUAUGUGAAAAAAUAUACCAAAAUACUUUGUCAUUAUUUUUUCCAAAUGAAAAAUGAAUAAAUUAUACAUUUUUGU